Molecule: messenger RNA, 5766 nt
Organism: Chara braunii
Lineage: Eukaryota; Viridiplantae; Streptophyta; Charophyceae; Charales; Characeae
Source: the annotation of a GenBank genome assembly
GCUCGCCACCUCCACGCACCCGGGAGCAAAUGGAGCUCCAACAAGUAGAGAGGAUCCACUUGAGGCUAGAGGAGGAACUUAGGCAGGCUACUAAAAGAGAGAGAGAUCAAAGAAAGAAGUGUCAGAUUAGAGGGCAGGGAGGCGGACAUGGCUGCGCUAGAGGCACUAGAGGACUCCGCACUCAACACUACAGGAAAGAUCCUGAAGGCAAGUGUCCUAUCCAUGCAUGCAUACAUAGAUAGUAAAAUGGACGCAAUGCAGGAUACUCUAGACCAGAUUUUGCAAGCGCUACAUAAGCCAGGGAUCCGGCCAGCAGCUUUACCAUCAUUGCCACUCUCAGCGAUGACAGGCCUCUAUGCAGCUCAAUCAGGACCACCACCAAGUGUACCAUCAACAGUAGCUCUAUCUCAGACUGUUGCUUCUUCAUCUUCUGGUCCAGCGACUGUUGCUACACCACAGUCCCCACCUGUCUUGCAACCGGGACAACAAUAUCCUUGGUACCCCAAGACCCCACUGAACCCACCUGCAACCUUCUCAGGAGACACGAAGGAUGAGGCUCUCGACACAUGGUUGAGAACGGUGCCUGUGUGGGUGAGGGCAAAAAGGACAUUGGUAGAAGAGGAAGUGAUUACUGCCGCAUCCUACUUAAAGGGUUCAGCAGCCCGCUGGUUAAAUGGAUUGGUAGCUUCAAAGGACUUCGACAGGAACAUGCAUGAUUGGGCGCAGACCCACACAUUAGAAAGCUUUAUGGACUUAGUGGAGGCUCGUUGGCACAACCCUCGGCAGGCACUGAUUACCACCGAUGGGCUCUUGAAACUUGAUACUAAAAAGUACAAGUCUGUGCGGGAACUCACCACAGCCGUAGAGCGCCUGAUCGUCGUCCCGGGAGUGGAGUACAAUCCACAGGUCUUGCUGACCAUGUUCCUGAGAUGUCUUUCCACAGACAUUAGGAAUUUAUUAGCCAGCGAGGCUCGCAGAGAGUAUCACACCUUUGAGUCAUUCAGCAAGAAGGCCCUAGACUUAGAGGCUACGUUGGGUGGAGCUCAAACACCUUCUACGGACGGGAGAAAGAAGAAGACUCCACAAGAGUGGAAGAAGAAGGGUAGUCGAUUGAUGAUGGUUGAUUCCGAUGGAAAUCAAACCGAGAUCGAUGAUGUUUCCGAUCUUGUGGAGGAUUCAGAGUUUGACGGCGAAGAUAGUGCUGAGGAAGGAGAAAUAAACCACAAGAUAUCAUUCUUGGUGAGUGACGACUUGCCCUUUGACAUGUUGUUGGGCAUUUACUACCUCGAGGUUGCCAAGCCCCAGUUUGACURGGACAAGAAGGUGUUGAAGCAUGAGUUGCCUAGUGGGAGAACCGUGAGACUAGCCAAGUGCAAAGCCAGUAGGUUAGUAGACUCCUAUGCGUGCUUAUGCGCAUCUACCUUUUAUAAUUAUUAUAAACAAAACCAAGAGGAAGGAAUGUACUUAGUCUAUGUCUUUGCAAAAGGGGAGACCGUUGAAACACCCCCAGAGAUAGAGACCAUCGUCGCUAAGUACCCAGAUCUGUUCGAGGAGCCUACAGGAGUCGUAGACAGGGAGAUUGUCCAUGCCAUAGAGAUUAUCCCAGGAAGUAAAACACCUAAGGGUAGAAUCUAUAGGAUGGCUCCAGCCGAGUUGGAUGAACUUCGGCGACAACUGAAAGAGCUCACAGAGAAGCACGCCAUGAAUAGGAUCUUCCAUAACUACUUAGACAAGUUUGUUGUCGAGUACCUCGACGACAUACUUAUCUUUAGUAGAUCUGUCGAGGAGCAUGCUCAACAUAUACACAAAGUACGUUCACUCCUUCGGCAGCACAAGUAUAAGAUAAACUCUGCGAAAUGCGAGUUUGGUCGCACUCGAAGCUUGUACUUGGGUCAUGAGGUAUCCGCGGAUGGAAUUAGGCGCGAAGAUGCGAAGGUGGCUAGCAUUCGUGACUGGCCACGACCCCACUUUGUGAUUGAGGUCAGAUCAUUCUUGGGAAUGUGUGGUUAUUACCGCAAUUUCGUAAAGAAUUAUAGCACGAUUACAUCUCCCUUGACCGAUCUAACUCGACUUGAUACACCAUGGGACUGGACCGACGAGUGUGAGGCAGCUUUCAAGCGUUUGAAGCAUGCUCUCACGCAUCAUGAGGUUCUCAUGGUACACGACCCGCAAAGGCCGUUCGUUGUAACCACUGGCGCAAGCCAAUAUGUGAUUGGCGCAGUGCUGGCUCAGCAGGAAGGGAAGAAGCUGAGACCAAUCGAGUACAUGAGCAAAAAGAUGCCUUCAAAGAAGUUGGCGAAGUCCACCUACGAGAGGGAACUCUACACUCUUUACAAGGCACUUGUCCACUGGAGGCACUACCUGUUAGGAAGGUUCUUUUACUUGAGAACUGACCAUCAGACACUCAAGUGGAUCAAGACUCGACCAGUUCUCUCCGAUGCAUUCAAACGCUGGAUUGAAGUCAUAGAUCAAUAUGAUUCCAAACUAGACUAUUUGAAGGGAGAGUACAACAAGGUUGCARAWGCGUUGUCUAGGAGGGCAGACUACCUAGGUGCGCUGAUUUAUGAGUUUGGUUUGUCUGAGGACGUGACUCGAUCGUUGGAUGAAGCCUACAAGGAAGAUCCCAUCACGAUGGACAUCAUCAACAAACCACAGGCUAAAGAUAAGGCCACCACUGAUGAGUUUGUGAUGGUGGAUAGGUUGCUCUUUCUUGAGAAGGCAGGGUUCAAGAGGUUAGUUGUUCCAUCUAGAGAGACUUUGCGUAGUUUAUUUUUAGGUGAGUGCCACGACGCAAUGGGACACUUGGGCUAUAAGAAGACGAGUGCUAAUUUAGUACAGCGAUUCUGGUGGCCCAACAUGCUUGACGAUGUGAAGAAGUACGUGGAGAACUGUCAGGUCUGUCAGCGGGACAAGCCGCGGACUCAAGCUCCGCUUGGGUUACGCAAGCCCUUACCCAUUCCUGCGGGCCCAUGGCAGAGUAUCUCCAUGGACUUCAUGGAUACUCUUGUGACGAGCAAGAAUGGCAAGAGGCACAUCUUCGUCAUAGUGGAUAGGUUCACUGAGUACGCUAGACUAAUCGCCAUGCGAGAGACUGCCAGGACUGAGCACGUCAUUAGGUUGUUCAUGGACAACUGGGUAUUUACAGAUACCGUAGCUGCCGCCAAGGCUCAGCAGGAGGCAGCAGAGGCAGAACGUCAGCGGCUGGCCAAUGAGGCGGCAGCCCAAGCUCAGCAGACUGCUGAGGCUGACGCAGCGGCACGAGACCAACGGAAUGCCGCCAGUACGGAGUCCCUGAUUCAUAGUGAAAGUAAGUGGACAACGUUCCUCCAAGGCAUGAUCUUUGUGCCUUCGGACGCGCAGGCAGAUCCGACACCGGCGGAGGCAGAGAGGACUCACCUGGCUAACAUGAUGCUGGGCAUGAUGAGAGGCAUCAUGUGGAAUAACACACUGCUGCAGGCACAUCUGCGCACGGAACGACAGCAGCGACAAAAGUACCAGCAAGACAUUGCUGUUUUAACAACUGCCAUCCGCGCCGAAGCAAUGCAGCAGCAGCAACAGCAUCAGCUGUUGAACUCCCCUCUCGCACGCAUCAACAGCAUUGAGGCUAACGCCUCAGCAGCGCCAGGCUGCACAACAGACGCGACGAAGCAACUCAAUGAGCGCAUUGAUCACGUCGUCACCAUCAUCGGCGACAUAGGUGUUUUCAAUGGGCCAGACACGAUCAGUAGCACGGUGGCCGCCAUCAAGACGGACAUCACCAAGCUGCGGACGAGACCGGACGCCGCUACAAAGACUUACAAGAUGCUGCACUUCGACAUCAGCAAGUUCGACGACUACAACAAGUCGGACGCCUUGACAUGGUGGCAACGUUUCCUCACGGAAGCAUCAUGCCGCACUGUCCCGGCAGACGGCAUGAUGAAGGCACUCUACUUGCAACUAAUUGGAGGAGCGCAGGCUUGGAUGAAGCAUCUGGCGGCUACCAACAAAUGCACCAUCGCCGACCUCCACACGCACAUCGCGUGGAAUGAGUUCGAGACGCUAUGGUUCACCCGGUUCAUGGUCCGCAACGUCGUGAAGGCGGCCAUGAACGAGGUGUACACCAGCUCUCAAGGAAAUAUGCCAACUCGAGACUGGACAACCAAGUGGCAGAAGAUAGUGACCACACCAGGAUUCGAUUUGAGUUUUCCAAAUCAACGAUCCGAGUUCUUCUCGCGAUCGUGGGCGGGACUGCGGUCGACACUCGGCAACGAGUACGACUAUGACACGUUCCAGGCCAUUCUGGAUCGUGCGAACUUAGUCAUCCAAACGGAUGACAAGGCCGCAAACGAACGGCAGUCCCAGCCGCAUUAUGUGGCUAAGCAGGGCUAUCAACGUCCGGCACAUAACAAUGCCGUGAUUUCUGAAGAAACAGGCGAUCUCCACGCUGCAGCAGCAUCCUCGAGUGAUGGAGGAAUUGUAGCAGCGCUCCCGCCGAAACGUCCCAAGAGAGUUCGGAAGAACAAGGCGAUACAAGAGACAGCAGCGACGGGAACUGGGCAGCAGCCAUGGACGGCUUACAAGAUAACCAAGGAUGUCUAUGACCUUUGUCAAAAGUACGGAUACUGCCUCUGGUGCAACGGCGUCACUCAUGUGACCGCACAAUGCCCCGAAAAGGGCAAGGCAAGCGUACCCCCGCCUGAGCUCACACGACUCUUGCACACCGGUUGGAUUACCAACCAAGAUGUUCCGGAAGACAUAGUGAGCGACCGAGAUACUCGUUUCAUGUCAGCCUUUUGGACUUCCCUCAUGGCUGAGUCCAGUACGACAAUGAAACCGAGCUCGGCUUGGCACCCGCAGACGGAUGGUCAGACGGAACGAGCACACCAGACCGCUCAGAUGAUGUUGCGUACGCUCAUCCGUCCCGACCAGAAAGAUUGGGUUGACCGGCUUCCCGACAUCGAGUUCGCCUAUAACACUUCGGUGCACCCGGCGAUCUGCGUCACACCAUUCGAGYUACAUCAUGGUGGAGAGAAAGCACGGAUCUUCGCUGAUCUCCUUUUGCCACAGGCUGCCGACAUAGACGUCCCUUGCUCUCCCGCUUCCAUGCGGAAGUACCGGGACUUGCUGAUCAAAGCCCGCGCAAUUAUGCAAAAGGCUCAGAUCCGCAUGCAGCAGCAAGCUAACCGACGUCGACUUCCAUGUCCUUUCCGCGAGGGAGACCUUGUUUGGGUCCUCUCCGAGGAAUUUGCGCUCGAGCAGGACGUUUCGCGCAAACUCCUUCCGAAAUGGUUCGGACCAUGGGAAGUCACUUCUGCCGUUGGAGACGAUCCCGCAGGUCCUUCCUUCGUAAUCAACAUUCCACCGCACCUGACAAUGCAUCGGGUCUUCCACGCAUCGAAACUGGCCAUCUACACACCACCUUCAAAUGACGAGUUUCCCGGACGUCGAUCACAGGAUCCGCCCUCCAUGGACGGACAUCAGGAAGUGGACCGAGUCAUCACGCACCGCAAGUAUGGCAACAAGCCAAGGCAGUACAAAGUCACAUUCAAGCAAUGUGCGCCUGAUGACACUCGGUGGAUCUCCAGUACAAACUUGCAGACUUCUGCACCCCUUAUCUUCGCCGACUAUGAGAAGCGACGCCUUGCUAAGGACGCAGCUCGUCCCACUCGACCCAUCCCCGUAUCGGACAGACAACUCCGCCCUCGCAAGUAGCUCGGUCUUUUAAGAGGGGGAGUGUGUUACAUCUUCGACGCCACACGGGUCCUACCGGACCCGACUUAGGGCUAG